UCCCUCCCUCCUUUUUUUCCCUCCCCACUCAACCUUUAGGGCUCUGGUUUCCUGCAAGUAGUGAAUUAUUCACAUCUGUUCAUAAAUACCAAAUUGGCCCUUCCCAGGUUGCCAGCAGGUGGGGCGGGGAGGUGGUUUUGUUCAGCCUCUAUAAACCUCCUUGUUCCAAGGGCCCUUACAGGUGAGAGCCUGUUUUUGCUAAGUCAUCCUGGGGAUAAUCAAAGCCCCAUUGUUAGAUCCUUUCUGUCCCUGGCUCCUCCUUCCUCCCCACCCUGCUUUGACAGGCUUCUAAGUGGGCUGAGCAGCCCUGCAGGGCUCACUCUGAGCUUAGCUAUGGCUUACAUCGCCAAGUCCUUCUACGACCUUAGUGCCAUCAGCCUGGAUGGCGAGAAGGUAGAUUUCAAUACCUUCCGAGGCAGGGCAGUACUGAUUGAGAAUGUGGCCUCCCUCUGAGGCACGACCACCCGGGACUUCACUCAGCUCAAUGAGCUGCAAUGCCGCUUUCCCAGGCGCCUGGUGGUUCUUGGCUUCCCUUGCAACCAAUUUGGACAUCAGGAGAACUGUCAGAAUGAAGAGAUCCUGAACAGCCUCCAGUACGUCCGCCCUGGGGGUGGAUUCCAGCCCACCUUUACCCUUGUCCAAAAGUGUGAGGUGAAUGGGCAGAAUGAGCACCCAGUCUUCGCCUACCUGAAGGACAAGCUCCCCUACCCUUACGACGACCCGCUUUCCCUCAUGACCGAUCCCAAGUUCAUCAUUUGGAGCCCAGUGCGCCGCUCAGAUGUGGCCUGGAACUUCGAGAAGUUCCUCAUAGGGCCGGAGGGGGAGCCCUUCCGCCGCUACAGCCGCACCUUCCCCACCAUCAACAUUGAGCCCGACAUCAAGCGCCUCCUCAAAGUGGCCAUAUAGAUGGGAGCGCUCAGCACAUUCACCUCCUGUCCACCUGGCCCCUGUCCCCUCCCCAGGAUUCAGCGUGCCCUCUGCAGACACCGCUGGACUAUGUGUUCCCUUUACAUCAGUCUCCUCACUUAAGAGGCUUGCCUUUCUCGGCU
Otolemur garnettii (small-eared galago) is the source of this 1049-nucleotide messenger RNA. It is a transcript of the gene GPX2, whose product is annotated as glutathione peroxidase 2. Gene Ontology annotation, molecular function: glutathione peroxidase activity. The record is from RefSeq and is a predicted model, not a curated record. The transcript is spliced from 2 exons. NCBI's taxonomy places the organism in Eukaryota, Metazoa, Chordata, Mammalia, Primates, Galagidae. Gene Ontology annotation, biological process: response to oxidative stress.